This is a messenger RNA of Cryptococcus amylolentus CBS 6039, 819 nucleotides long. RefSeq lists its product as hypothetical. Gene Ontology annotation, biological process: protein retention in ER lumen; retrograde vesicle-mediated transport, Golgi to endoplasmic reticulum. NCBI's taxonomy places the organism in Eukaryota, Fungi, Basidiomycota, Tremellomycetes, Tremellales, Cryptococcaceae. The coding region runs from base 1 to 819 and encodes 272 amino acids. The transcript has 5 exons. The record is from RefSeq and is a predicted model, not a curated record. Gene Ontology annotation, cellular component: Golgi membrane.
AUGAGCUACCCCGCCGUCUCCCCGUAUCCCCCCGCCGGCAACAACCCAGCCACCGGCCCCGGCUCCGGAUUCCCUCCCACCUCUGGCCUCGCAGGCGUCCAGCCUCACUCCAUGUCUAGCACCCCCGCCCCCAACAACGCGUACGGCGCAAACAACAUAGGCCCAGGGUCCGGUGCGGGAUACCGCGGCGGCGUCUCGGAGGAAAAAUCUGUCGCGCACAAGUUCAAGGAGAGCACAAAUCUCUUUGCGCGUCGGUUCCAGGCUGCUCUGGACCGGUCGACUCCUAUGGUGCUGGAGAGGUGGCUAUUGACCCUCGGCUUCUUCAUCAUCUUUUUGCUCAACGUCAUCAUCCGUCAAGGCUGGUACAUUGUAUGUUACGCCCUCGCCAUCUACAUUCUCAAUCUCUUCCUCGCCUUCCUCCAACCCCGGUUCGACCCUAGUCUCGCAGAGGACCUCGCUGCCGACGACGUGGAAGAAGGCGCGCCUGGAUUGCCCGGUGGUGGCGCAGGUGCCAAGCCUGCAGGCGGCAUCAAGGGUCUCUUGAACGGAUUCUCCACUGGCGAGGAGGAUGAGGAAUUCAGGCCAUUCAUUAGGCGUCUCCCUGAGUUCAAAUUCUGGUACUCUGCCACCAAGGCCACCUCCAUCGCCCUCCUCUGCACCAUCACCCGAGCUACCGAUGUCCCCGUCUACUGGCCCAUUCUCGUCAUCUACUUUUUCACCUUGUUUGGUCUCACUAUGAGAAGGCAGAUUCAACACAUGAUCAAGUACAAGUACGUGCCCUUCGACCUCGGCAAGAAGGUACGAUACGGCAGAAAGUAG